CACACCGGAUUUUCGGGUGAGCGCUUUAGGCACUCAAAACUCUUAAAUGAAGUGAAUAGAAUAUAAAAAAAUACCGGCUUUUAUAUUACAAAUACCGAAAAUAUAUUUCGGCGCCUGGCAGCACUGUUCUGCCGCGCGGCGCGCAUAACGCAUUAGUUGCUAGCCGCGCGCGGCUCCGAAACCGCGUCGCGUAGAAAUAUAUAAUGGAUAAAGACAGCUGUCGCUCCUUAAUACGACUUUACGGCUCAAAGUUGUUACUGUGGAACAGUACGUCUCCUUGGUAUCGUAAUAAACAUAUGAGAGAAGAGGCAUGGAAAGAAAUAAGUGCCGAAAUGGGCAUGCCUAUGCCGUUAUUGAAGAAAAAAAUGACUUCGCUCAUGUCCUGUUAUAGAAGAGAAAGAUGGCGCUUGGACAGAAAAAUAAAGAUUGGAUCUGGUCGAGGUGUUUGCAAGUCGAAAUGGUUUGCCUUUAACGAGUUCAGUUUCAUGAGGAACAAGACUUCUGACGAAACAAGCUGUGAAGUGAAGAAAACUAUUAAACAAGAAAUCGAUGCACAGAGUAAUGAAGAAUUAAUCACAUGUGAAAAUGACGAAGAUCCGUUGAAUUUGAACAAAGCACCAAAGAGAAGAAAGUUGAGAACAUUCAACAUCAUUGCUGGCUCUAACACCGAUCCGUAUUUCACUUUCGGUCAGAAUUUAGCGAAUGAACUGCGCAAAUACGACAGCCGAACACUAUCAUAUGUGAAACGGGCUAUUAAUAAUGUUAUAUUUGAGGCUGAUUUGGGUAAAUAUACACCGAAGAGUAGAGGGAGUUCAAGGGAGGAGUAGGAAAAGUGAAUACCGGUGUAGAGAAACAAGUGCUGUUACAAAACAAAUCACAUUCUUGAGUGGGAUCUUAAGUAGAUAUUUAAGAUUUUGAACUAAUUUGACUUAACAUCUCAUGUCUCAGGAUGUUCUCAGGCUGUUAUUUGAGCGGCUGAUGAUGAUUUAAUAAAAAUGUCAUAGCAGUGACAUGUUUUGAGAUGUUGUUGAUAUUAAGUAACGAUCUUAAGAUACUGAAGUUCUACUUCGAAAAACGAAAUCCUUAGUUUCGGAUGACGGAUACGUUACUACGAAGUGUUACAGAUCCGAUCCGUUCAUCGCAAUAUUUCAGACAUGGAAUUUGUUAGAACUUAUAGGAUUUCGCCAUCCCUUUUCAAAACCAUCUGCGAGAAUGAAGAUCCACUGCUUUCUCCUAAAAAAAUAAGGGGAAUUGAUCCUACCACUAAGGCAAGCUACAGAAAGGUGACGGUGAAGUAAUUUGGUAGUAAAGUUAAAUCCGAAGUUCGUCGUUUCUUCGUUUCGGACCGACGUUUCGACGUUCGUUUUUCGAAGUAGACGCUCUGUUUUCAACUCGGCAGAGUCUCAACUGAUAUCGCAGUUUACAGCGAAACUGAGGUGAAUCUAUACCGGAGUUUCUUUCUGCCUUUCUUCUUCGGGUAGUCAUCGCUUAGGUAGCUAGAGAAAGGUAGGUUAGCUAGGUUAGGGCUCAUGUCCUCGCCGGUGAGGAUCGAGUUUGCCUUAUUUCCCCCUACCUGCCAACCCGAGGCUACUUUGUUAUACCUUGUGCCUUGUAUUCCAUAAGAAUGAAAUAUAAACUAAAAACUAUUUAAACGGAUUUUAUCGCGGUUUUUUAUAUUAUUAUUU
This is a messenger RNA of Manduca sexta (tobacco hornworm), 1685 nucleotides long. RefSeq lists its product as uncharacterized. The record is from RefSeq and is a predicted model, not a curated record. The transcript has 3 exons. Bases 204 to 827 code for a protein of 207 amino acids. Lineage: Eukaryota; Metazoa; Arthropoda; Insecta; Lepidoptera; Sphingidae.